Molecule: messenger RNA, 1712 nt
Organism: Glossina fuscipes
Lineage: Eukaryota; Metazoa; Arthropoda; Insecta; Diptera; Glossinidae
Gene: Fntb
Product: protein farnesyltransferase subunit beta
Exons: 5
Coding region: 93-1445 (450 amino acids)
Biological process (GO): protein farnesylation
Cellular component (GO): protein farnesyltransferase complex
Molecular function (GO): protein farnesyltransferase activity
Source: RefSeq, a predicted model, not a curated record
AAGUUUUUUUUUUUUCUUUAAAUAAAAAAAAAAAAAAAACAACAAUUAAACAAUCACAGUUUAAUAUAAACGAACAUAGUAACAAAAACAAAAUGGAUAUUAAUAUCGGUAUAGAAUUUCGCGAUUACACAUUAUUGAAAAAUUUUAAAUAUGACGAUGAAAGGGUCUCCACUGUAACAUCCAGAGAACAGCAAAAGACGGAAAAUUCCAUAGAAAAAUGUUUUGAUCGUUAUCAGCAGCUGAAAUUUUUGGACCCGAAAAUAGCUAAAUUUCAUCGCGAGGAGCAUCAAAGAUUUUUGGAAUCAAUGCUACAUCGUUUACCUGGCAACUAUGAAUGCUUAGAUAGCAGUCGACCAUGGUGCAUUUAUUGGAUUUUACAAGCGGGCCAUGUAUUGAAUUUUACCUUCGCGCCUCAAACUUUAGACGCCGUAGUGCAAUUUUUGACUAAAUGUCGCCAUCCGGAAGGAGGCUUCGCCGGUGGUCCCGAUCAAUAUCCGCACUUGGCUCCUACGUACGCGGCGGUGAACAGUUUAGCAAUGAUUGGCACACCAAGUGCGUACAGAGCAAUUAAUCGCGAUUCUUUGGAGAGAUUUCUUUUUAAAGUACGAGAACCGGACGGCGCUUUUCGCAUGCAUGUAGAUGGCGAAAUUGAUAUUAGGGGAGCCUACUGUGCGGUGUCUGUAGCUAAGCUAACAAAUAUGCCUGAGCAGGCGUUAAAGAAAUUAUUUGAUAAGACUGGAGACUGGAUAGCUACCUGUCAGACGUAUGAGGGGGGUUUUAGUGGCACACCCGACUUGGAGGCUCACGGAGGUUACACAUUUUGCGGCAUAGCUGCUUUAGCAUUGCUCAACGAAGGUUACAAAUGCGAUCAACAGCAGCUACUGAAAUGGACAUUACAACGGCAAAUGUCGUAUGAAGGUGGCUUUCAAGGACGAACAAAUAAAUUAGUAGAUGGUUGCUACUCUUUUUGGGUAGGGGCGACGAUACCCAUAACACAAGCCAUUAUUUCCAACGAGAAUAAUCAUAAAUUAGUCAAAACUUUAUUCGAUGUCGGCGCUCUACAAGAAUACAUUUUAUUGUGUUGCCAAAAACCUAACGGCGGCUUGAUAGACAAGCCCGGAAAACCUCAAGACCUUUAUCACACUUGCUAUACUUUAACUGGUGUGGCCAUAGCCCAGCAUGCCGAAUCUGCUUUACAUCCAUCUGUGUUGGGUGAUCCUAUUAACGAAUUGCUGCCCACGCAUCCUCUAUUUAAUGUGCCCCCUCAGGCUGUAGCCCAAACCACCCAAUACUAUGAACAACUAAAUCAAUUAUAUGCUGCUAAUAUUAAAGGCAAUAAUAUUUCCUCCGAAAAUGUGUCAGACAAUGAAGACAAAGAAGAAGCCGAGGCCAUGACCAUAGAAGAUGAAACCAAUCCUUCCUCUGUUAGUUCAGAUAAUUCUUAGUAUUUCGAUUAUGUUUUUCUAAUUUCUUCCCUUUUAUUGCUCUCUCCUUCUGUGCCUAUUAUUGUUUUCCAUAUCUUUUCGUUAUUUCUAAAGGUAUAAAGUGAUGAUUUACUUACCUAUAUAUAAUUGACUGCAUACUUUUGAGCAGUUAAAAACGUUAACAAAUAUUGUUACAAAAGGAAAUGUGAAGAACUAACGGACUUGUAUUCCUGUUUAAAAAAAAAGAAAAGGGCCUUUUUCUAGAUUUAAUAAACUCGUUUUUUUUUU